CGCCCAAAUAGAUCUAUCUAGAUGAUUAGAUCUACUUGACAGUUGAAUCACAUGAUUGAUGUUUUGAUGAUGAUGAUUCGGUUAGGGCUAGCUAGUAAUGGAUCCAUGGCUUCUAAAACUCGGUCUAAAAAUCAACUGAAUAAAAGAGGUGGUCACCGCAGUGUAUCAGUAGGUGAUUCACUGUAUGUGUGGGGUGGUGCUCAAGAUGGUUUGCCUAGAUUGCAUGAUAGUGAAGAGAAGAGAAGGGUCACUACUCACUAGUAUUUUACAGCUCUUUACUCCUUCAACUGGUCAAUGGAUUACUAGAGGUACUACUGGUACUCCUCCAUUAGGAGUGAUGCAAUACUCCUGUACUGCAAUAAAUGAUCAAUUGUAUUAUUUCGGGGGAUGGUGUGGCCAUGGCGACUGCCUUCACAACAGUAUUACUCAACUAGAUACCAUUAGCCUUCAAUGGAGAGAAUUAGAACCAACUGAUGCAACUAGACCAGUUAUGAUGAGGGGUUAUGGUGGAAUGAUAUCAAUUGAACAUGAUGGAAUACAUCAUUUACUAAUGAUAGGAGGAAUGGGAUCUAAACCAGCUGUACAGCUACCACAUAAUAGAUAUAUUAAGUUAUCUAGUGCACACUGGUGUACUAAUGAACACUCAAUGUAUAAUCUAUCAUCAAGAAAAUGGAGCAAUCCUUCAAUCAUUGGUCAGUGUAUGCUACCUGCUAAUGGCUUUGUCAUUGAAAAGAUCAAUAAUACUAGAGCUGUUGUGUUUGGUGGACGAGAGACUGAUGAUGAUGCUAAGGAAACUGUUACUGACAAUAUUUAUAUAUUAGAGAUAUCAAUCAGCAGUGUGUUCUGGCAGUGUCUAAAGAAACCUGAAGCAAUUAUAGACCAAUGGCCUGUGGGUAGAUACUAUCAUGCAGGUGCUAUUAUUAUAACUGGAUGUCCUAUGCUAGUGAUAAGUGGUGGGUGGGAUAAGAAUAAUGAUACAUUAGAGGAUUGUUGGAUCUUCAACAUCAUUCAACAUUCCUGGAUAAAGUUAGAUGUACCUCACUCUGUUAGUAAGAGAUUUGCACAUUCUCUAUCAGUGUUCAUUAUGAGUCCUCAUUGUGUUUGGAUGGUAACAGCUGGAGGAAUUGUUGAUAUAACUUGGAAAUUAGUCACUAAUCCUAAAGUUGUUAUGUUAACUGAACUAGUUACUAACAGUAAAGAAGAGUGGGCAGUAGGUGAUACAUUAGAUACCAAUGGUAUAAAUAGUGAAGAAUGCAAAAAGAAAUAUCAGCAGCAACUACAGUUAGUAAGAAGAAUGUGGUUGGAGGAGUACCAGAAACCAAGAAAAGGAGAUACGGCUGAUAUUGAGCAAACUGUACAAGUUCUUAAUGAAGAAAUAAGAAGAUAUUGUCAUCAGCUACAAGAGAGGGAUAGAGAGCAUCAGGUGAUACUGCAGGAGCUACAAGAGAAGAGUAGGGAUCUACUUCAAUCUCAAGAGGCAGUUCGUAGGUACCAGCAACAAGCACUUACUGAUGAUCACUGGGUUAUUAAUAAAGAUGAGGUGAUUUUGACAAAGGAGGAGCUAGGAAGAGGAUCUUAUGCUGUCGUUACAGUUGGUAUCUUUAGAGGUUUAAGAGUAGCUGUCAAGUCACUUCAUACUAUCAUCAUCUCAGAUUAUAAUCUAGCUCUCUUCUCCAGGGAAAUGAAUAUAGCAUCACGAGUACGUCAUCCUAACCUGGUCCAGUUUAUUGGUGCAACUAAAGUGGGUAAUCCUCUCGUCUUGACUGAGCUGAUGAGCACUAGUCUUAAUCAGGAGCUUCGCAAAAGCCAAUUAACCAAUCAACAGAUUCUCAGUAUUGCUCAUAAUGUAGCUUUAGGCCUCAACUACCUUCACCUAUUCAAGCCUCAGCCUAUUAUUCACAGAGAUAUCAGCAGUCCUAAUGUAUUAUUAAAGCCUUGCACUGGACCUGCUGGUUAUGAUUAUGAAGCUAAAAUAGGAGAUUAUGGUACAGCCAAAAUAGUGCAAGCCGAAAAUACUGAUACUGUUAUGCCAGGCAAUGUUGCAUAUGCUGCACCAGAAGCUCCUAUUCCUGAUCAACACAGUCCAGCAAUGGACGUCUACAGUUACUCAAUUCUCCUUAUGGAAAUGAAUUUGUGCUCUCGACCAGAAAUGACGACAGCAGAAAGAGAAUUGCAAUCUUUUAGUAUCUCCUGGUCUGAUAUGAAGUCUCUCAUACAAAGAGGACUUAAUGCUAAUCCUAGAGCUCGUCCAACUAUGGCUCAAGUAAUAGAGUCAUUGAAAGGGAUGAAGAUUUGAUUACAUGUAAUUGUUUGUAAUCUUAUUAUUACUACUGCCCUUUAGUUAGUUUUCUAUUAUUUUAGCAUGCUUUGUGUCUUUUUUUUAUUUCCUUUUUUUAAUGUUGUAUUAAUUCUAAAGUGUUAAA
This is a messenger RNA of Amphimedon queenslandica, 2423 nucleotides long. RefSeq lists its product as uncharacterized. Bases 185 to 2296 code for a protein of 703 amino acids. The record is from RefSeq and is a predicted model, not a curated record. Gene Ontology annotation, biological process: protein phosphorylation; necroptotic signaling pathway. Lineage: Eukaryota; Metazoa; Porifera; Demospongiae; Haplosclerida; Niphatidae. Gene Ontology annotation, molecular function: protein binding; ATP binding; protein kinase activity. The transcript has 6 exons.